UGCUUGAUAGGGAGCCAUGCUUUAUGAAAAAAAAAAAAUACAUUUAAAUAUUUAAAGACCUUGUGUUGAUGUACAGGUAUAUUACUGCUAUUACAGUAGCCGACGCAGACAAUUAGAAACAGACAAGAGCCAGGAAUAAAACGCUUAAAAAUGGAAUUAUUCAUAUGUGGGAUUUCGAUUCAGUGCUGGUAUCUUCACUGCUGAUGUGUGCAAUCUGUCUCAAUAUAAAUUGCAUUGGCUGGAGGGGUUGUAACACGUGAUGCUACGAGUUGCGCUUGUAAAUAUGCAGAAGCAUGAUUUGAGAGGCGCCUCACAACAGUCACAUCACACUUUCUUCACAUCACAAAGACAAGGGAGGCAAUAACCAGAGAAAGAGCGUGGACUAAAUUCAACACAGCAGGUUUCCUCACAACAGUUUACAUCAACAACUGGACUUCAGCAAGACGAUCGUCCAACUGCAAGAAUUAAUCCACUAACAAACUAUGCGAAGGCUUCCUUAAGAUCUCCCAAGUGUUUUCCCACUGCUUUUCUACUACACAUCUAAGACAGGACCAGCCAUGAAGUCAGUACUGGAUGGUAUAGCGGAUACCACGUUUCGGACAAUAACGACAGGACUGGAAUACUUUGGUUCCAAUGACGUCCAUUAUGAUGACUCCAGUGUUGAUGCGGACUUCACCAAGGGGGGCCACUCUUCACAAAAACUGCCUUUCUCUGCUUUCAAAAGCGGCUCAUUCCAGGGGAAAGCAUCGGCAGAAGAGGAUCUCUUUUUAAAAGGCAUUCCGUUCUACCCCACAAACAUUACCGAUCUGUACACAAACAGAACUACCCCCAGCUACAGGGAUGAGGAAGGCACUAUACAAUGUGGGGAGAACUUCGUGGACAUGGAGUGUUUUAUGAUCCUGACUCCCAGUCAGCAGUUGGCGGUCGCUGUCCUGGCACUGAUCCUGGGGACGUUCACAGUUCUUGAGAAUUUAGUGGUGCUGUGUGUGAUCCUGCACUCUCGCAGCCUCAGAAACAGACCGUCUUACCACUUCAUAGGAAGCCUGGCAGUGGCUGACCUGCUGGGCAGUGUCAUAUUCGUUUACAGUUUUGUUGACUUCCAUGUUUUCCAUCGUAAGGACAGCCCCAAUGUGUUCCUGUUCAAGCUGGGAGGAGUUACCGCCUCCUUCACAGCCUCGGUGGGGAGCCUCUUCCUCACUGCUAUUGACAGGUACAUCUCCAUACACAAGCCAAUGGCUUACAAACGCAUUGUGACCAAGACGAAGGCAGUCAUUGCCUUUUGCAUGAUGUGGAUCAUCUCAAUCAUCAUAGCGGUCCUCCCUCUGCUGGGUUGGAACUGCAAGAAGCUGAACUCUGUUUGCUCGGACAUCUUCCCGCUGAUAGAUGAGAAUUACUUGAUGUUCUGGAUCGGAGUCACCAGUGUUUUACUGAUGUUCAUCAUUUAUGCUUACAUGUACAUUAUGUGGAAGGCGCAUUCCCAUGCAGUUCGGAUGCUGAGCCGCGGGACUCAGAAAAGCGUGAUGGUGCAUUCCUCAGACGGCACCAAAGUGCUGCUUACGAGGCCAGAUCAAACACGAAUGGACAUCAGGUUAGCAAAGACACUGGUCCUCAUUCUAGUGGUUCUCAUCAUCUGCUGGGGCCCAGUCUUGGGUAUCAUGGUGUAUGAUCUCUUCUGGAAGAUGAAUGACUUUACCAAGACCAUCUUUGCCUUCUGCAGCAUGCUAUGUCUGAUGAACUCAACAGUGAACCCCAUCAUCUAUGCCCUUAGAAGCAAAGAUCUUAGGCACGCUUUCCGGACCACGUUCCAGUUCUGCAAAGGGACGACCCAGCCCCUUGAUAAUAGUGUGGAGUCCGAUUGCCAGAACAAGCAUGCAAACAAUACUGGCAGUGCCAACAAAGCUGCAGAGAACUGUGCCAAGAGCACUGUGAAAAUUGCCAAAGUGACCAUGUCUGUCUCUACAGAGACAUCUGCUGAAGCCGUCUGAACUGCCUUUUCAGGAUGUUGAUGGACGAAGCUGUGACAUACGAGUCUCAUACAGCACUUACUGUUAAAUGUUCACACAAGUAAACCCUCAUAACCUACAGAUUGCAUUGCAGUGAAAACACAACAAUGCUUCUACCUGUUGUUCAGCUGAAGUGUUUGCUCCAUUCUGUCUCCAGCUUCAGUGUAUGACUUCGGGAGAACUCUGUCGUUUAUACAAAAAGGAUCAAGCAACAUGUAAAUAAAGGGUUAAAGAUUAGUUCAAUUGUGAACAUCAUUCAAUUGGAUAAAACAAAGUUAUAGUUUAAUUUGAUACUAUUUGCCAACGUGUAUCAACAUAAACAACCACAUCUGGUGACUGCAAAUUCAGGUCUGAAGAAUGUAUAUCUUUAACUUUGUAACUGUGGUAAAUGGGCUAUAGUUGUCUUUAGCUAGGUGUGAACAGGAUGGCUUCAGUGAUGACGUCAGACCAGAAACACAGACUCGGGAAGUAGCGGGUGAGAGCUGAAACGCUACGGCGUUCAGCUUCUUUUAUUAAAAAUAAACAAAAACAAAAGGUUUAAACAAAACAAACACCAAACAAACAAAAGGACACGUUGGCCAAACAAAUAAACAAGUAAGUAUCGUGCUGGUAAAAACCAGCACGCUUAGCAGUUGUUUUUAACAGUUGUUUUUAGCUCUCCUUGCUCGCUCUCCCGUACUCUCCUCUGUACACUCUCCGCUUUAACGCGGACAGCUGGAGGCUUGUAUAUUCUGGCUGAGAGGUUAACUAGCUGUUAAUUAUCUUAUUACCCCUCGGCCACAGUCUGCACAAGUUUAGUAAGGAUGCGUGACUGUCAGCUAGUUAAAUAAUCAGUAGCUGAUUAGUCACGCAUCCUCACGAGGUUUAUAAACACAAAAACAAUAACAAAAAACAAAUCGGCUUUCGCCGUAAUAAACAUAAAUCAAAAUAAAUAAAUAAUAAACAAAGGGGCAGGACACUCCGCCACACAAGGUUAUAUAGCAAACAUGUUGAUAUGUAUAUUUCAAUAAAAUGUUUUUUGUACAUACUCAACUUACAGCCAUGGCUACAGUAUAUAAACCCAGUUCUGCAUUUGUACAACCCUCCCCAUCUGUGUACUUGGGUUGUUAAAUGGCUUCAUGUAAUUUUACUCAGUCUUACUUUAUAACAAUUGGAUGUGGUUGUUCUUCAAAUUAUUCCUCAGUUGUAAAUACAGCAUUAACAUGACAUAGCCUGACAGUUUACGUGUUAACCCUAUGUUGCAUUGCAUGCAUUACAGUGGAUAUUGAAUAUUAUUGCAUAUUAUUGGUCAGAACGAAUAUUUACAUUAAGAUGUGCUUGAAGUGUUUUCAUGUUCAUCAUCAAAUUAUGUUUUACUUUCAAUGUAUGUGUACUUGUGUCCAGUUACUGGAUACUCCAGCUGGAUAGAUGACUAGUUUGAUAUGCUUUGCUGGCUUUGUAUAAUAGCGUACAACAUAGCUUUAAUUUUGUAAUGACAGAUAUCUACCAUCUUACACAAAACUGCAGUGCUGAAAUCAGAAUGAAUUAUAUUACACGAAACGCAACCAUUCUUGGUAGUCUUGACCUGUUUUGUAAGACUUCCAGGUGGUUGUGUGCAUGCCUUCUUUCCAUCUCAGCGUGCUGUCAAGACAGCCCGUCCUAAACCCAUCGCUUCUCAGGCACCUUUCUUUAAAUGGUGACAAAGAAAGUACAGUAUCAAGUAAAAAAAAAAAAAGAAAAUAAUAGUAAUAAAAAAAAACAUCUGUUGUGUUUUGCAGUUAACAUGCUUUUGGCAGGACCAGAUCAAUAUUUAGAAAACUGUUUCCUUUGUCACAUUGAAGAAUGUGAGGCAAAAUGCUUCUAAGAGGGAAUUUAAACCCAACGAUGUCAGAUGUUCUACACAACCCUGAUGUAUCUCUGGUGGAUGCCACACUCGGGAGAAAGUACUUGGCAUAUUUCAGUAAAACUGAAGAGACCCCUUAGUCUAGCAGACAACCAUUAUGCUUAAAACACACACAUUCAUAAAGCAAAAGCGAGUAACACUUUGAACCUGAAGAGACUCCCAAAAGCGAGUAACACUUUAAAACCGAAGAGACUCCUUAGUCUAGCAGACAACCAUUAUGCUUAAUACACAGUCAUAAAGCAGAAGCGAGUAACACUUAUGUAGUAAAAUCCUGUGUGAAAACAGAAUGAGAAGUUUCUUUGCUUUUACUCACAUUUUAUGAUUAGGUGUUUAAGGUUAUAGUUGAAUUAUUUUGCACAUUUAUUGAAACUGUUGCCCUUCCCCCAAUCCAUCUCUGCAGCAUUAUGUAAAUCACUGUGCAAAACAGUUUGAGCCAAUUUACAUCACAAAUGAAUAGUAUUAAACAGGCAUGUGAGGAAGCUAAUGAGCUGUUAAGAGUGUACUUACACAGAUGAUAAAUGUGUAAAAUCCAUUGAACCAAUCCAGACUUGUCAAUAGGUUAGUUUCAUUAUUGUUGAGUUACUAAGUCAACACAUAUAUAUAUAUAUAUAUAUAUAUAUAUAUAUAUAUAUAUAUAUAUAUAUAUAUAUAUAUAUAUAUAUAUAUAUAUAUAUAUGACACACACACACACACAAAAUGAACUGAUUUGGGGUUAGUCCUUUACUAGUGUUUUGAGCUUAAAUUGUAAAGCAGAUAAAGCAUAGAAUAUCUCAUAGUGAAUACACCAUGUUGGUGUGCUGGUCACACCAAUGUACUAAGAAAACAAACAUUUAAUAAUGUUAAUCUUAAAGUAGAGCACAGUAUUUCCAUUUAUAAUUAACAGGUUAACACACAUGCCUUUUGGUCAUUUCAUAUUUUAUUAUUAUAUU
This is a messenger RNA of Acipenser ruthenus (sterlet), 4814 nucleotides long. It is a transcript of the gene cnr1, whose product is annotated as cannabinoid receptor 1. Gene Ontology annotation, molecular function: cannabinoid receptor activity. The coding region runs from base 558 to 1985 and encodes 475 amino acids. The transcript has 2 exons. Gene Ontology annotation, biological process: G protein-coupled receptor signaling pathway. Gene Ontology annotation, cellular component: membrane. Lineage: Eukaryota; Metazoa; Chordata; Actinopteri; Acipenseriformes; Acipenseridae. The record is from RefSeq and is a predicted model, not a curated record.